Molecule: messenger RNA, 1336 nt
Organism: Myxozyma melibiosi
Lineage: Eukaryota; Fungi; Ascomycota; Lipomycetes; Lipomycetales; Lipomycetaceae
Exons: 2
Coding region: 196-1263 (355 amino acids)
Molecular function (GO): nucleotide binding
Source: RefSeq, a predicted model, not a curated record
CGGGGAGUGUCGGCAGGUCAUAUGAGCCGCACCCGCCCCCCUCAGCGGACCUGUCCUGAUCGUGCCGACCCCGUACUCGAUCGGGUGCUGCCUUCUCUCGGGCAUACAUAUCACCGCUCCCACGCUCAAUUCCAACCGGUAUAGCUGUCAAUUGUACUAUCAAUUCUCUCUACUUCCAAUUCAUCAUCAUCAAUAAUGUCUACUGAAUCUCUGCCAUCCCUGCGCUGGGGUAUCAUCGGUACCGGUCUUAUCGCUUCCUGGUUCGUCGGUGACCUCCAGAAAAACCGCCCCGAUCGCAAGGCUGACCACAUCAUCGCCGCCGUCGGUGCUUCGUCGCUCGAGAAGGCCAAGACCUUUGCUGAGGCGAAGUGCCCUGGAAAGAACCCUACCACCUACGGCUCUUACCAGGAGGUCUACAACGACCCCAACGUCGACAUCAUCUACAUCGCUACCCCGCAUGCGUUCCACAAGGAGAGCGCGUUGGCCGCUAUGGACGCCGGCAAGGCCGUUCUUUGCGAGAAGCCAAUGACUAUCAACGCUAAGGAUGCUAAGGACCUCGCUGCUAAGGCUAAGGAGAAGAACGUCUUCUUGAUGGAGGCUGUCUGGACCCGAUUCUCUCCCCUCGUUCUCAAGCUCGAGGACCUUGUGCACAAGGAGAAGGCCAUCGGCGACGUUUCCCGCAUCUUUGUCGACUUUGGUCUUGACAUGAACCUCGGCGCUCUUCCCGAGACCUCUCGUCUGAAGAACCGCGACCUCGGCGCUGGCGCUCUGCUCGAUAUUGGUAUUUACACCCUCACAUACGGAAAGAUCCUGCUCGACACCGGUCUCGGCAAGAACUCGAAGAAGCCCAACGUCGUCUCGAUGCAGUCCCUCGUUGGCGGCAUUGACUACAUCAGCACCGUCAUCUUGCAGUACCCCGAGACUGGUGCGCAGGCCAUCCUCACCUCCUCAGUCUACUACAAGACCGCUCCCGAGUUCCUGCGAAUCGAGGGCAGCCUCGGCACCAUCACCGUCUCCGGUGUCGCUACCUCGUCGCCCAAGGUCAUCAAGAUCACAUACAAGGACGCCGAGAAGAAGGACGAGGUCCUCGAGUACCCCCGCGACGGAUUCGGAUUCUGGUACGAGGCCGACGCGGUCGCUGUCGAUAUCGCGGCUGGAAAGAAGGAGGACGACCGUAUGCCGCUCGACGAGACUAUCUACAUGCUCGAGCUCAUGGACUCGAUCCGCAAGACCGGCGGCGUCGUCUACCCCCAGGACGCGUGAAUGUGAAAAUUAUAACGGAAAAUUUGUACCAUACGGAAUAAUAUAAUCACAAUGAAAAUAAUACGAAAGCACC